GUCUACGCUGUUGUGGCGGGAAAGUGUUUGUGACCGUGAUUGAACUGGAAAAUGUGGAAAUGUAACAUUUCCGACAGCGACCUGCUGUGUAGGUGGUUCCCUGGUAUCGAAUGGUGUACCAUCCGUCUACGGAAGGAAAACUGAGAAGUCACAAUGCCGACUACGCAAGAUAACGGAGGCGAUCGCGUCAGAUCGCUGCGGCCAAGAAAGCCGAGGGAUGCCUCGUCCGACGAAAAGGGCAGGCAGUAUGGCGAAGUGUUCCGAGAAGCCAGCGGCCACCGGCCAGCACGCCGCCGAGGCACGAAGUUGGCUAUGGCUUCUUCAAAAGCAGCCGGGGAAAAUGAAGGAGUUAUACAAGCCGACACGCCGGCACAACAGGAAUGCCGUCUGGGAAGCCAAGCUUGGACGGACAAAUACAAACCUUCCAAAUCGUGCCCCUUCGUCGGUAACGACUCGACGAUUGCAGAGCUGCGGUCUUGGCUGUUGCAGUGGAAAAACAAGUCUUCAAACGCGGAACGAUCCAACUCGCGACAUUCGUUGAGUGAAUCCGAAGAUUCGACGGAGGGUCUGAGUAAUUGCUACUUGCUUGCGGGCCCUCCUGGCGUCGGAAAAACUAGCUCCGUUUACUACCUUGCGGAAGAACUAGGCUUCAAGGUGCUUGAAGUGCACGCAUCGAGCGAGAGACCGGGCAAGAAAAUCCUGGCUGAACUGCAUGAAGCUACGCAGUCCCAUCACGUGGAAGGUAGCAGACUAUCAUUUGCAGCUCUUGCAGCACCAAGUACUCCCGCUAGCACGAACAAAGCGAAGGUUCAAAACAAGACGAAGAGCGUCGGCCCACUGCAGCAGAUGUUUGAGAAGGCUGUUGCAAAAAGUCAAGAAAAGACGGUGAAGGUGGUUGCUGAGACCACCGCAAAGAAGUCUAGCAAGGGACCCUUGGAUAGUUACUUUUCUGCAAAAAACAGUGCGAAAGAGACACCAAAGGUGUCUUGUGCAUCGAGUGCUUCCAAACCUGCAGCUAAAACUAGUCCCAAAGGGACAUUACUUGGAUACUUUUCAACACCACCGUUAAAAAAAGAUGCAGACUUGGCUGCAGUGAAAGAGGCCCAGUACUUGAAGAAGCAACAAAAACGGUGUAUCCGUAGCAAAGGUUCGUUAAAGGAGCUGCAUUCAUCUGAUGCUUCUGAUAAUGAUCUUCAAGUUGUUAGUGCGGUUUCAAAAAUGAAAGGCACGAAGAACCCUGAAACUAGAGGUACAAAGAGGAAAGGCUGUUGAGGCAAAACGAAAGGUAAAGAGAGUGUGCAGCACAUCAUCUGAAGAUGAUGAUGACAUUGUCGUGGUGCUUGCAGCAAAAAAAC
Rhipicephalus sanguineus (brown dog tick) is the source of this 1355-nucleotide messenger RNA. RefSeq names its product ATPase family AAA domain-containing protein 5-like. Gene Ontology annotation, molecular function: ATP binding; DNA binding; DNA clamp unloader activity. The record is from RefSeq and is a predicted model, not a curated record. Gene Ontology annotation, cellular component: nucleus. The transcript is spliced from 2 exons. The coding region runs from base 154 to 1272 and encodes 372 amino acids. Lineage: Eukaryota; Metazoa; Arthropoda; Arachnida; Ixodida; Ixodidae.